Messenger RNA from Vollenhovia emeryi, 1690 nucleotides. RefSeq names its product histone acetyltransferase KAT8-like (gene mof). Gene Ontology annotation, molecular function: histone acetyltransferase activity. The transcript has 6 exons. NCBI's taxonomy places the organism in Eukaryota, Metazoa, Arthropoda, Insecta, Hymenoptera, Formicidae. The record is from RefSeq and is a predicted model, not a curated record. The coding region runs from base 70 to 1446 and encodes 458 amino acids. Gene Ontology annotation, biological process: regulation of DNA-templated transcription.
UUUCCACUUCGUCAGUCAUAUGGCGUUGCGUCUUUCGGCUAAUGUGAAUGAAUAAGAAGACAAGGGAAAAUGGCCGAGUCCGAGCAGAGAGGUAAAGACGAUUGUAACGCGGCGGCGGUGGCGGCCGCGGUAAAGGAAACAAUGAUUAAGCAGGAGAAGCGCGAUACUACGUUGACGAAUGGCGGCAAGGGCUCCGGCGAUGACGCCGACAGCCUCGAGGAGCUACCGCUCGACAUAGGCGAGCAUUAUCUCGUCCGCAGAUCCGACGACUCCUGGCAUCCCGCCGAGAUUAUCCAGACACGUUACAACGACCACGAGAGUCAUUACGAAUAUUAUGUCCAUUACGACGGACACAACAGAAGAUUGGACGAGUGGGUACCUCGCGAGAGAAUCAUGUCCAGUAGAUUCGACAUGAGUGAAAUAGAGCGGCACGAUAGGAAUUCUGGAGCCGAUCUCUUGGCCGAUUCUUCCGAUCGCAAAAUCACUCGAAAUCAGAAAAGACGCCACGACGAGAUUAACCAUGUGCAAAAGACUUAUGCAGAAAUGGAUCCUACUACAGCCGCAUUGGAGAAGGAGCACGAAGCUAUAACAAAAGUCAAGUACAUAGAUAGAAUACAGAUUGGCAAGUACGAGAUCGACACUUGGUACUUUAGUCCCUAUCCAGAGGAAUAUGGCAAACAAUCGAAACUCUGGAUCUGUGAAUAUUGUUUAAAGUACAUGCGUCUCGAGAAAACUUACAGAUAUCAUAUGAGCGAAUGUACGCAUAGGCAGCCAGUUGGCAAGGAAAUCUAUCGAAAGGGAACAUUGAGUAUUUGGGAAGUAGAUGGCAGGGAACAUAAAAUUUAUUGUCAGAAUCUCUGCCUGUUGGCUAAAUUGUUUCUGGAUCAUAAAACCCUUUACUUCGACGUAGAGCCGUUUCUCUUUUAUAUUUUGUGCGAAGUCGACAAGCACGGUGCACAUUUAGUCGGCUAUUUUUCCAAGGAAAAGGAAUCGCCCGACGGUAAUAACGUUGCCUGUAUUUUAACUCUGCCGCCCUUUCAAAGACAGGGCUAUGGCAAAUUACUGAUAGCCUUUAGCUAUGAAUUGAGUAGAAUUGAAGAAACGGUUGGAAGCCCCGAGAAACCUUUAAGUGAUUUAGGAAAGUUAUCUUACCGUAGUUAUUGGAGUUGGAUACUGCUGGAGAUCCUUCGCGAUUUUAGAGGAACUCUUAGUAUUAAAGAUCUUAGUCAUAUGACCAGCAUCUCGCAAACUGAUAUCAUCUCGACGUUGCAAAGUAUCAAUAUGAUUAAAUAUUGGAAAGGACAGCAUGUUAUCUGCGUCACACCAAAGUUAGUGGAAGAGCACAUCAAAAGCAGCCAGUAUAAAAAGCCGCGUCUUAAGGUGGAUACUAGCUCACUGAGGUGGGGAGCGCCGCCUCGGAAAAACAUCAAACCCAGCAAGAAAUAACUUCAUUUCCUCAAUGUACUCGAUUAUGUAAAUAUCCAUUCGUUAAAUAAUUACUUGUUGGAAAAGCAAUACGUCAUGUGCUCGAUAUAAUCACUAGAGAAAAGUCUCUCGACGAGUAGAAUUCAUAGUUUGAAAAUGUGUUUUAUUUAAAUAUGCAAGUGCAUUUCAGCAAAUGAUACCAAGCAGUAUUAAAACAAAUUCUAAUUUAUGUAAACUCAUUAAUAAUAAAGGAUGUGUCUGCAGA